GCCCCACGCGCACCAGUACGACACCCGCCUCGGCACCUGUAGCUCCAGACCGCUUCGCUCCGGUCCAAGUGGAGUUCCUUCUCCCUCGACCUGAAGCGCGGUGCGGUGCGGCGCGCGAUGUCAGUGUGGUGAACUUUUUUCUUUCUUUUUGUAAUUGUUGUCGUCCGGUUCCGAGGAGGAUCUGUUGCUGGACUUCUUUCAAGGCUUCUGCUUAUAACUUGUUGAGAAAGGUAUACAAAUGCUCUCCGUCCAGCCGGACACCAAGCCAAAAGGCUGUGCCGGCUGCAACCGGAAGAUCAAGGACCGCUACCUGCUGAAGGCCCUCGAUAAGUACUGGCACGAGGACUGCCUCAAGUGCGCCUGCUGCGACUGCCGGCUGGGCGAGGUGGGCUCCACGCUCUACACCAAGGCCAACCUCAUCCUGUGCCAGAGAGACUACCUACGGUUGUUUGGCGUCACGGGGAACUGUGCGGCCUGCAACAAGCUCAUCCCGGCCUUCGAGAUGGUCAUGAGGGCCAAAGAGAACGUCUACCACCUGGACUGCUUCGCGUGCCAGCUCUGCAAUCAGAGAUUCAUCACUCUAACCGGUGGCCGGGAAGACACAACCUGGGCCUCGGGGACACCUGCUGGACCUGGAGCAGUGAUUACAAUCCUACACUACUGCUGUGCGCUGUACGUCUGGAGCGACAAGUGCACUUACAUGUCCAUACAUAUGCUCCACAUCAGUCUUCAUUAACGGGCCUCCUCCUGCAGCCUGGAGACGGGAUGUGGCCAGAGACACGGCAGCAGAGGAGAGGGAGCUGGAUGGAGGCAUUGAACUCAGUGAAAAAACCUUGUUUAAUCAAAGCUAGAGUCACACUUACUGAUCCUCACUGGUACCCAAUGGGUUUAUUAUGUACAUUGUGACAAUGUAUUCCUGUCCAAUACAACAGCCCUAAAAUAUGUCCCAUCUCCGCGACGUCGAUCAUAUUCCGUAUCUGAGUUCAUAGCUAUUG
Molecule: messenger RNA, 995 nt
Organism: Pseudoliparis swirei
Lineage: Eukaryota; Metazoa; Chordata; Actinopteri; Perciformes; Liparidae
Gene: lmo3
Product: LIM domain only 3
Exons: 4
Coding region: 239-736 (165 amino acids)
Biological process (GO): positive regulation of transcription by RNA polymerase II
Cellular component (GO): nucleus
Molecular function (GO): DNA-binding transcription factor binding; transcription coactivator activity
Source: RefSeq, a predicted model, not a curated record